AUGGUUUUGGGUCUUUGCCCCUCCGAUCCGAGGACCUUAACCAUCUUCAGACUGAACCGUUUCAACGGUUUACCAACUACGGUGGCAGAUGGUCUUGGCUGUUGUGGCCUGAACGGUAGUAGCAUUUGGUAUGCUCGUCAAAAACUGGAGGCCUUAGGACUCAUCACGUCGCAACCUUACAUAAGCAAGUUCCAGUCUCAACCAAUGGCUACAGGACUGCUGCUUCACCACUGGCGAUACUAUCGCCACUUUCCCUUUCCCAAUGCCACACUGAUCAAAAAAGUGCUCCAGCUGUUGCAAGGGAGUCCGAAGAAGGCGCACACAUCGCCGUACCUUCGCAAUGAAGUUGGCCUUACUUACAAAUCAUUCAGAAGAUUACUACAUUUUGCCUCACGCCAAGGAUUCGUUACGACCAGCGACUCAACGAUGAAGGAGGCUUGCGCGUUUUUCAAAAACAAAGACCCUGAGUCAAUAGCCACGGAAGAUUUACAAAUGUUUGCUCAAGAAAAUGCCAUACCUCGCUGUGGUCCACAGGCACCUCUGGUGAUUGUCCAUCUGAAAAACAGCGCAAAUAUUGAGGCGUGGUUUUCAAGUUUUGGGGCUGUGAAAGGUAUACCACCCGGUGCACGGUCUGAAGGUGAAAGUGAGGAAGAAGAAGAAGCCGUUGAAGAAGUGGUUGAUACUGAAUCUGGCGACGUAGCUUCUUCAGUCGCGCCCACCGGACUUGGUCCUUCAUCUGAGGGGAAUUCCUCUUUUCACAACUUGACGCCAUCUGGUGUCGCGGAACUACAAUCGGAUUCGAAAUCGUCUUCUUUGGUUCCAACUCUGCGAGCUUGUGAGAAAACUUUAGCGAUGGCCCCCAGCGUAAAUGGUGAAGAGUCCUUGAUGGUUCAAUUCGCUCGGCUGAUGCUACCACAGGAGAUAACAAUGGCUUCCUUGCUUAAGUUAACGCGGUUGAAUUAUUUCUUCAGUCGUCGUUUACUUCGUGCGUUCGACAAUCUUUGUGCUGUCCGUACGACAAAACGUUCAUUGCGUGCCACAAUUAAUACAACUUCCAAGGUACGUAAAACGCUCCACAACUUCCAGUGCCUCUCCCUGGAUCGUAAGUGGCGUGUUCAGUGA
Molecule: messenger RNA, 1122 nt
Organism: Opisthorchis viverrini
Lineage: Eukaryota; Metazoa; Platyhelminthes; Trematoda; Opisthorchiida; Opisthorchiidae
Exons: 6
Coding region: 1-1122 (373 amino acids)
Source: RefSeq, a predicted model, not a curated record